Messenger RNA from Vicia faba (fava bean), 1476 nucleotides. The record is from the annotation of a GenBank genome assembly. NCBI's taxonomy places the organism in Eukaryota, Viridiplantae, Streptophyta, Magnoliopsida, Fabales, Fabaceae.
AUGGGUGGCAAAAACAAGAAGAGAAAGAGAGAAGAAAAGCGAGGCACGAUUCACCCCAACAACAAGUACUCUGAAAACCCACCUGAUUUUCCUCAUUUAGCUUCUCUCUACCCAUCCUUCCAACCUUUUCUCCAAUACUCUCAUAACGGACACCCUAGAAUCGAUUGGACCGAUUUCAACGCCACUCGCGAACUCACCCGUAUCCUACUCCUCCAUGAUCACUCUCUUAACUGGUGGAUUCCUGAUGGCCAACUCUGUCCCACUGUACCAAAUAGGUCUAAUUACAUUCACUGGCUUCAAGAUCUUCUCUCAUCUAACAUCAUUGUUCCAGACACCAUUUCAUCUGCUGAUCAUAGUAAGGUUAGAGGAUUUGAUAUAGGAACUGGAGCCAAUUGUAUUUAUCCACUUCUUGGUUCAUCCCUUUUCGGAUGGACUUUUGUAGCCUCAGAUGUAACUGAUGUUGCAAUUCAGUGGGCGGAGAUAAAUGUUAAUAGUAAUCCACAUGUUUCUGAGUUGAUUGAAAUUAGGAGGGUACAAUGCAAUGCAACUACUUCCGGGUUGUUGCAGGAUGAAGAGCCCGUACUUAGUGCCACGGAGGUAGAGAAUUUACCGAAGUUGCCUCUUGAUUUGAAUGCGUGUGAGCAUAACAGUUAUCGUGGACCUCCCAUACUUGUUGGUGUAGUCAGGGAGGAUGAGAAGUUUGAUUUUUGUAUGUGUAAUCCUCCGUUUUUUGAAAGCUUGGAGGAAGCUGGACUUAAUCCCAAAACUGCUUGUGGUGGCACUUCUCAAGAAAUGGUUUGCUUUGGUGGUGAGAAGGCCUUCAUUACUCGCAUUAUUGAAGAUAGCACUCAACUCAAGCAUAAUUUUAGGUGGUUCACUUCAAUGAUUGGUAGAAAAUCAAACCUCAAGUGUCUUACAUCAAAACUUUGGGAAGUUGGAGUCACUGUAGUGAAGACAACUGAAUUUGUCCAGGGCAGGACAUCCCGAUGGGGGCUUGCUUGGUCUUUCUUGCCUAUUGUGCAACAUAAGUCAUCAAUUUCCUUGCCGAAUAAGAAUAACAUGUCCUUCAUGCUUGAGGGUCUUCAACGCAAGGAUGGGGCCAUUAAUGUGUUGGAAGGUGUCAAGUCUUACUUUUCCUUGCAUGGUCUCUCAUGCACAAUGGACACCUCCUCUUUCACGGUGGAUGUUGUGGCAACAAAAGAUGACUGCAAUUCAAUUUUGAAGAAUGAAAUGCCCAUAAUCAAUCUAUCCACUGAUUAUCAACCUACAGAGAAGAAGACAUCUGAUAGAUCAAAUGUUAAUCUCUCUUGUGAUAGAUCAGGCCUUUGUAUAUCGGUUUUUCAGCAAAUCCCUGGGACACUGUUGGUGAAAGGUUCAGUACAAGAUAAGAAUAGCCCAUUAUCAGGAGCAUUCUCAGUGAUUUUCCGCAAACUGGAAGAAGUGUUACAGAAUAAAUUUUGUACCCGAUCAGUAUAG